Molecule: messenger RNA, 1300 nt
Organism: Neoarius graeffei (lesser salmon catfish)
Lineage: Eukaryota; Metazoa; Chordata; Actinopteri; Siluriformes; Ariidae
Gene: nopchap1
Product: NOP protein chaperone 1
Exons: 4
Coding region: 537-950 (137 amino acids)
Biological process (GO): box C/D snoRNP assembly
Molecular function (GO): box C/D methylation guide snoRNP complex binding
Source: RefSeq, a predicted model, not a curated record
GAAAGAAAUGUCAAUCUUUUGGCUCCAUGGCGCGUGUUUUUAAGCGUGUAGAAUAAAACUAAUCUUCAUGGUCUGUUUUAGCAGGUAAACCUACUGUACAGGUCACUUCGUUGGUCUGUAAUCACUGACUAUAGCCUGUCUGUUGCUUUGUGUAAUUUGUGAGCCCCUUUUACUCCAUCAGUGUAAACACACACACACACACACACACACACACCUGUUUGUUCUGAGAAAGUGGCUCAGUACCUGAAUAAUAAUCUGAUCAGUGGGGGUCCAUUUCAGAUGAUGGACAGUAGAGGAAGAAUGCUAAAUUGUCUAACACAUGAGCUGUAUUCAGUAAUUGUUAAACUGAUGUCAGGUUAUUAUUUAUUAUGUGUGACAGUAAUGUAUAUACAUUGAAAUGCUUAUGGUGAAGCUCAGGUAAAUUGCUUGCAUGCAACAGAAUGUAUAACACAGAAAGCAAAAAAGCUAAACAAAUGAUCAGCCUGUGCUCACUGUCGCCUCAGAUUCCUGUUCCUGGGUGAUGGGAAUGGAACCUGAUGUGGUCUUCUGCUACUGUUGUAUCCCGUUCACCUCAAGGAAUUCAUGAGAAGCUGUUACUGAAAUCCAAGGGCGCAUCGUCACUGCACACGGAAAAGGUCCCGAGAAGCAGUGUUCUCGACAGGCUCCAGUGUUUCCUUCCUCAGAUGGCCCUGGCUAAUGAGACAUUAAAGCAGCAGAUGGAGAAACUUCCUGCAGGUCACUUUGACAUUGAGAGUAUUGAGGAAGCAGAGAAAGUUAUCGCGAUGGAUGUUGCUCUGGUGGAGCUGGAGGGCUCAGACAGCAGCGAGGGGGAGGAGUCAUCCGAGGAGGAGAGCUCAGAUGAAGAGACUGUCAGCAUAGAAACGCUUAAACUACCUGGCAACCAAAAAAGAAAAGCCAACAUCGAAGUGCUACAAAAAGAAGGAGAAUGAAGCAACACGUUUCCUGAUGGCAAACAUAACUCUACAUGACGUUACCCCCCCACACACACACACCGAAGGUCAGGAAUUACCAUCCUGCUAAGCAGAGGAGUCAAGCUACUGUAAAUAUGGACCUGAAAUAAAGGAGCAUAAUCCUCAGCUUGCUGAGGAUCCUACGUUGAGUGAUGGAGAUGUUUGAUGAGGUUGAAGUGCUGAGGAUUUUUGCUUAGCACGGACAGUACAGCCUUUGUUCUAUUUGCAUGAAUGUGUUUUGCUGUUUGUAUGAGAGAAAGAUCUAAUCUGAGGUUAUGUAGAUAUAUGGUGAGCAAAUCACUGAUUAAAACCUUAAUUUCUGAUUAAAA